Messenger RNA from Paramecium sonneborni, 2739 nucleotides. The record is from the annotation of a GenBank genome assembly. NCBI's taxonomy places the organism in Eukaryota, Ciliophora, Oligohymenophorea, Peniculida, Parameciidae.
AUGAAUAUACUUUAUAAACGCAUAUACAACUAAUUUUCAAUCAUUGCUCCUUCUAAUUUAACAUAACAAUUAGAAUCAGUUUAAGUAGAUACAGAAUAUAUCACCAACGUGAUAGUUAUUGUUGGUACUCAUGAAUGUAAGAAAAAAACACAUCAUUUAAGAAUCAAUGAUCAAAUACUUCUCAAAAUUGAAAAAGAUUCUACUAAGCCACCUAUCACAGAUUUAUCAUUCUACUACUUAGAUGUUCAUCAAUAAAAGUUAAAAUUGGAACCAGAUCUUAAUAUAUGCACUGUUCAAGAGGAUGAUUCCAUAUGGCAUUAUUAAAAUGGAAACUUAGAUUAUACAUAUGAUCUAUCCAAAGUUUUUGGAUAUUAAUCUAAUAAUUAAACAGCUUUGAUGCUAUGUUAUAAAACUGAUCAAAUGUAAGAUCCUUGGAGUGAUUUAAUAUUAAUUUAAAAGGAUCAGUUUCCUCCAGAAGGAUUUUACAAAUUAUCUUAAUCUAUACAAAACAAUUACUUAGCAUAUUCAUUAGCUAAUACAUAUCACACAGCUAAAUAUUAAGUAGAAAUUACUGAUUCUUAUCCCUAAAAUAAUGAUAAACCUGAAUUAGCAUUAUUCUGUUUUCCUAAUGGAAUAUCAUUGUAUAGAUAGAACUAGUUUCCAAAAUACAAUCAUUUUAUUUUGACUUCAGAAACUGGAGAAAGGACUUAUUGUAGUGCAUUAAUAUUUUGUGAAUAAAAUUUAUAAGGAUUUCAUGAGAUGGCAAUUGUGUUAUCAUCUCAUUAUUGUUACUCAGAACAAUCAUUAGAAUUGCUUAAAAAUUUAUAUUAAAUUUAUAUUGCUAAAAAUGUACUCCCUUUAGAAAGAUACAUAUGCAACAUAGUGGAUGAAAUUGUUCUUCCUUAGGAUCCAACAGAAACAUAUAUUUAUAAUGGAUCCAAAUAAAUUUUUUUCUUCUAAUCUAAUUGUUUUCCAUUAUGCUCAAAUCAAGCUUUUUAGUGUCUAUUUGCAGUUUUGAAUAAAAAGAAUAUAGUUUUGCUUUAUUUUGCAUUACUUUUUGAAAAGAAAAUUUAACUUAUUAGUUCCAAACCUGUAAUUAGUUCACUAGUUAUUGAGGCAUUGUUGACUCUUUUAUAUCCUUUUGAGUUUACUCAUAUUUUAAUAUCUAAUUUACCUGAAGAUUUAGAAUAAUAUCUUGAAGCUCCUCUACCUUAUUUAAUAGGUAUUAAUAAAAAAUAAGCUGAAAGAUAUCCAGAUGCUAUUUAAGUCUUUUUGGAUACAAAUAAUAUUAAAUAAAAUUAACCAAUUGAUAUUCCUGAUGAUAUUUUUGAUAAGUUUAUUUUGAAAUUAAAAGAAUUUGAUAAAUUUUAUGAUCCUCAAUUAAUAGAUAUAAUUGAUAAUGCUUUUCCUAUGCCUAGGGAAGAUGAAUAUGAAAUGAUUGAUUAAUAUUUAGUAAGAGAAGUAUUUUUAAGAUUCAAUAUAUUUAUAUUGUAGGAUUAUCAAAAAUUUAUUGAUAAACAAGUUUUCAAGGAAAAGUUGUUUAUUAAAAAUAAAUCAAAAAUCAAAUUAUUUUUGGAACCUUUUAUGGAAACAAGGUUAUUUAAUUUCUUUAUUUAAGAAAGGAUGCAGCUCUCAUAGAACGAUAGUUAAUUAGAAUAUUUUGAUGAUUGCCUUAAGAAUCCAAAAGGAGAUCAUUUUACUCUUCCAGUUUAAAUAUUUAAAGAUUAUUUAAAACCUAAUGAUGAUGUGUUUAAGAAAGAUAAACAUUUUUAAUAUUGUACAUUUCCUCUUAAAUUUAAUGAUGAAUUUUUCUCAAAACCAAGAUUGGAGUUUUUGAAACAUGAAAAUCCAUUUUAAGUUCAUUUAUUUCCCAAAACUUAAAUUGAACUUCUAAGAUUUGAGUUGGCUCAUAUAUAUAAAUAAUGGUUCAGAUUUUUGGUAUACAAAAUAGAACAAGGGAAAAUGAAAUUAAAUGAAUUGGUUAAGUAUAGUAUUCAUCUUUUAAAAGAAAUGUAAUAAAAUAAUUUGUAUAUUGAUUCUGAUAUUUUUAAAAAUGCAAUGAUUGCUUGUGCUCAUUAUUAAAUGAAUGAUUUGGCUCUUUAAUUUAUUUAAUAAAUGAGAGAAUUAGGUUAUUAGAAGCAAAUAUAAAUUUAUCAGUACUAUUUUUAAACUCAACAAAAUAAAAAAAAAUAAAAAAAAACAAAAUAAAUGAUUUAAGAAAUAGUUAAAUCUAACAAGACAAGUAGAUAAACAGAUUAUAAAUUUUACUUGGAUGCAAAAUGUACAAGAUGUGGUAGAAGAUACACGAUAGAAGAUUUUUUAGCUUCAUUCAUUUAUGAUCAAUUAGAGUGUAAAUCGAAUGGUACAUUAGGAUGUAAUAACAAAUUUGAUGCCUAACUUUUUUUUAAUGAUUAAGUUCAUUAUCUUAAGAAACCAUCUAAAGUGGAAAAAGAAGAUAAAAUUAAUAAUAUGUUUUAUUUCUAUUUAAUUGGAUUACCAUUUAGAUUUAUAAAGAAUCAAUUAGAUGAUGAUGUUGUUUAUAGUCCAAAAAAGAUACCAAUCUAUUUAGAUUACAGUGAUUUGUAUACUGAUGAAAAUGAUGAUUGCAAUUCUAAUUAUCUAUAAAAGGUAGUCCAAGAGGUUUUUGGGAUGUUUUUAGAACGAAUAAAAGAUGUUACAUCUAAAUAGGAACUUCCAUAAGGAAAACAUCAUAGAAGAAUUUCUGAUUUAUCAGAUUGA